AGUAGGACGAGCCUGCACAGGCAGCCACGGGGAGCGCAGCUGCAUGCAUACACACCGCUGAGCCAUCACUUGACUGAGGACCAUAUUGACAACAUCCCUCCUCCUCUUCCUCCACCUCCACAAGCAGCACCCCCCCCCCCCCCCACCCUCCGAAAACCACACCCUCGCUCCCUCAAGACCACAGACUCACCAGCCUCCGCGUCAACUGUUCCAAAACUGACAGCUCGGUCAUGGAAACAGUCAUGAGUUAGAGGAGGAGUGCGGACAACCCAGAGGAUUCCCCAGCGAGAGAGAGAGAGAGAGAGAGAGAGAGAGAGAGAGAGAGAGUGAGGGGCAGAGAAAGAGUGAGAGAGAGAAAGAGAGACACUGAGUGGAGGCAGAAGCUGCUGUCAUAGGAACCACGUUCACAUCAGAGCAGGAGUACACACAUGGACCAGCGACCCUCUACUACAGGACCACUGUAGAGUGACCUUAACUCAGGUACACUGCACACACAUACACACACACACACACACACACAGAGUGUGAGACUGAGACUGAGACAAAACAUCCUGCUAGGUAAACACAGAGACAGACAGACAGAAAACACACACACACACGCGCACAUACACACAGACACGACCAUGCAGACUGCCACGGACAGACAGCAAAUCAAGGUGGAGCGCUUUCUAAAGCUGGGCUACUCCCACACCGACAUUGUGAGGGUGCUGCACAGCCUACGCCAGGAUGCCCAGACCAACGACAUCCUGGAGGAGCUCAUCAAGACAUGCCCCAAGAGCAACAGUACCAGCCAAGCGUAUAGCGCCACCACCGCCAACGGACACACCAACGGACACACCAACGCGCCGCCCGUGGGAACCAGCAAGACCUCCAGAGCUUCCAGCAGCAGCCCCCAGUUGGUGGCCAGAGGGUGCAGCCCACCUCGGAUGGUGUCACCGGCACGGAGCCCUACGCCAGUUGACCGGAACCACGUCAGUAACCUCAGGCCAGUGGUCAUCGAUGGAAGCAACGUGGCCAUGAGCCAUGGAAACAAACAGGUGUUUUCAUGCCGCGGAGUGCAGUUGGCCGUGAAGUGGUUUUGGGAUCGAGGCAUGCGGGACAUUACCGUGUUCGUGCCGAUGUGGAGGAAGGAACAGCCGCGACCUGAGACACCUAUUACAAAUCAACAUAUCCUAACUGAACUGGAACGGAAAAAGAUCCUGGUGUUCACGCCAUCACGCUGUGUGAAUGGCAAGCGGAUCGUGUGCUAUGAUGACCGCUACAUUGUCAACCUGGCCUACGAAUCAGACGGCAUCAUUGUGUCCAACGAUAAUUACAGAGAUCUGCAGAUUGAAAAGCCACUGUGGAAGCAGUUCAUUGAGGAUCGCUUGUUGAUGUACACGUUUGCAAAUGACACGUUCAUGCCUCCUGAGGAUCCCCUUGGAAGGAAUGGUCCAACUCUUGACAACUUUUUAAGGAUAAGACCAACAGUUCCUGAGAACAAGCAACAGCCUUGUCCAUAUGGGAAGAAGUGCACUUAUGGGGUGAAGUGCAAGUACUACCACCCAGAGCGCGCUGACCAAUCCCAGCUGUCCGUGGCAGACGAGCUGAGAGCAAAGAGCAAGUCGGCCAUGGAGCAGGAGCAGGCACUGCACCGGGCCUCCAUCAACGCCACCUCAACCCUCCACCCUUACUCGUCGUCUCUCAGCGACACAGGGCUGGCCGCCUACUCCCACACCGGCUACUUUCCCAGUGCGGUGCCUUGCAUGGGUCAGGAGGACCGGAACUCGCCGGUGCUGCGGUCCAACAGCCCCCGAGGUAGAGGAAGCCCGGCGCACAUGCGCAGCUCCCUGACCGCCUACGGCGGUCUCAGCUCUGACAGUGACCACGGCUUCUGCUCUCUGGACAACUCCAUGACGAGGAUGACCAUCCAGGAGUUGCCCCAUCAUCAUCAUCAUCAUCAUCAUCAUCAUCAGCAGCAGCAGCAGCAGUUUGACACCCAGUGCGGGCGGUCUCUGGCCUUCAGCAGCGGAGUGGCCGGCUCCAGUAACGGCAGCGGAGACUUCUACUCAUCUGGCGGCCCGUGGAUGACCCCCGAGCACCACGAUCAUUUUCACAACGGCAGUCAGGGCGUUCAUGCGCCCGAGUGCUGCUACAGCUCUGUGAUGACGCAGCCUCACGCGCCCGAGUGCCGCUAUACUCCCAUGAUGCCUCAGUCUCACGGGACAGGCGGUGCUCACGCUCACCUGGGCACGCCUUUUGGCCACGGUCAGUGUUCGUAUCAAGCGCUUCCACACGGCCACUAUAGCAGCAUGCGGGCCCACAGCCACGGCCCUUAUUUGCACCUGUCCAGGGAGGAACCACAACACGAAAGGCCCAACAGGGGUACUUGGUCACUGCCUUCGUCUGACCCCACCCAAACAGUGAGUGGAGGUGCUAACAGUGAAAGGAGAGAUGCGAUCAGGGCACAGCUGAGCACCAAUUUCCAACAGAACGCAGUUGACCAGGUCAUGAGCCACAACCCAGACGUCCAGGACACGACCACACUAGUGGGACUGAUCCAUAAAUUCAGACCCAGCUACUGAGAUUAUUUUCGUUAAACUUCUUUCCCUCCUUCACAUAUGGACUCUCAGACGGAUGUUCCUUUCUCAGGUUUAUCUAUGUGCUGUUUACAAUUUCUAAACUGCCCUGAAAGUGCUCUUACCGACAACUGACUUUUGAACUCACUCACUCACUCUCAUUUCCAAAAGCCUGCUUUUUUUAAACUUUAUGUAGACCGUCCACACAGAAUGUGUUUUCAUUGUGAAUGUGCCAUGCACUACUCUCUGUGAAAAAUGAAACUCUUGAUCCAACCUAGUGAAGGCUGGGUGAAGAUCCCGUCUUGCUUCUGGAAAAGUAGCAGUAAGGGCAGCAAACCCUGUCAUGUAUGUAAAAGCAUUAACAAACUGCCAUGUCAAAGCAACAACAUUGUUGUUUUUAGUUCUGUAGCCCCGAUGUGGGGAAUGAGCCCAAAUAUAAAAUUAUUGUUGUGGAAUAUGAAAUUCACUGACAGUAAACAUGUAGGUGUUGAGAUAUACCUCUAAUACUUUUU
Messenger RNA from Alosa sapidissima (American shad), 3070 nucleotides. Its product is annotated as endoribonuclease ZC3H12A-like. The record is from RefSeq and is a predicted model, not a curated record. Bases 624 to 2564 code for a protein of 646 amino acids. Gene Ontology annotation, biological process: nuclear-transcribed mRNA catabolic process, RNase MRP-dependent; 3'-UTR-mediated mRNA destabilization. Gene Ontology annotation, cellular component: nucleus; cytoplasmic ribonucleoprotein granule. NCBI's taxonomy places the organism in Eukaryota, Metazoa, Chordata, Actinopteri, Clupeiformes, Clupeidae. Gene Ontology annotation, molecular function: mRNA binding; metal ion binding; RNA endonuclease activity. The transcript has 6 exons.